Aphidius gifuensis is the source of this 3615-nucleotide messenger RNA. RefSeq names its product structural maintenance of chromosomes protein 3-like. Gene Ontology annotation, biological process: mitotic sister chromatid cohesion. NCBI's taxonomy places the organism in Eukaryota, Metazoa, Arthropoda, Insecta, Hymenoptera, Braconidae. Gene Ontology annotation, molecular function: ATP binding; double-stranded DNA binding; cohesin loader activity. The record is from RefSeq and is a predicted model, not a curated record. The transcript has 3 exons. Bases 1 to 3615 code for a protein of 1204 amino acids. Gene Ontology annotation, cellular component: chromosome.
AUGCAUAUAAAAAAGGUUAUCAUCCAGGGCUUCAAGUCAUUUCGUGAACAAAUUGACGUGGAAGAUUUUCAUCCAGGACACAAUGUCGUCAUUGGAAGAAAUGGUUCUGGUAAAAGUAAUUUUUUUCAUGCAAUACAAUUUGUAUUGAGUGAUGAAUUUACCAACUUAAAACCUGAACAUCGUCAAAUAUUGAUUCAUGAAGGAUCAGGAUCAAAAUUAAUAUAUGGUUUUGUUGAAAUAAUAUUUGACAAUUCAGAUGGACGUUUACCAAUGGACAACAAAGAAGUUACACUACGUCGUAUAAUUGGAACUAAAAAAGAUCAAUAUAUAUUAAAUAAUAAAGUUGCAACAAGAACUGAUGUUACAAAUCUAUUGGAAUCAGCUGGUUUUUCACAUUCAAAUCCAUAUUAUAUUGUUAAACAAGGUGAAAUUAAUCAACUAGCAAUAGCACCAGAUGAACAUCGUUUAAAUUUACUUCUUGAAGUUGCUGGUACAAUUGUUUAUGAUGAAAGAAGAAGAGAAUCAAAUGAAAUACUUGAACAAACAAAAGCAAGUAUUAAAAAAAUAACUGAAUUUAUCAUAACAAUUGAUGAACGUUUAUUAAAACUUGAUGAAGAAAAAGAAGAACUUAAACAAUAUCAGCUACUUGAUAAACAACGUAGAUAUAUUGAAUUUACAAUUUAUGAUCGUGAAUUAAAAGAAUAUAAAAAUAAACUUGAUGAACUAUUGGCAUUACGUGAAAAUAAUAAAGGUCAAUAUGUAAAACUUGGCAAAGAUCUUAAUGAAGCACAACAAAAAAAAUAUGAAAUUAAUCAAAGAAUUAAAGAAUUAAAAAAACAAUUACAAUCAGCUAAAGAUGAACGUAUUAUAUUGACAACUGAUCAACAAAAUUUAUUAAAAGAUAAAACAAAAUUAACACUAAUCAUUGAAGAUUUAAUGGAUGAUGUUAAAGAUGAUACUGAUGAUAAAUUAAAAUUACAACAAGAACUUGAACAAUUAAAUAUAACAAUUGAUAAUAAUGAACAACAAUUGGCAAUAAUAAUACAUGAAUAUAAUCAAUUAAAAUAUCAAGAAGAAGAAUGUGUUAAAUUACUUGAAUCUAAAGAACAAAAACGUAAAGAGUUGUAUGCAAAAGAAGGACGUUGUAGUCAAUUUUCAUCUAAAGAUGAACGUGAUAAUUGGAUAAAAGAACAAUUAAAACAAUUAACAAAACAUAUAAAAGAAAAGCUUGAUUAUGAAAAAAAAUUAAAUGAAUUAUUAAAUAAUGAUAUUAAAAAACAAAAUGAAUUGGAAAAAUCAAUUCUUAUUAAAACAAAAGAAAUGGAAGAACAAAAAGAAUUAUUUAAUGAUGAUGUUAAUAAAAAAUAUCAUGAAUUAAUAAUUAAAAAAAAUAAUAAUCAAGGAAUAAUAAAAGAUUAUUAUCGUCAAGAAAAUAAACUUGAAUUACAUUUAUCAAGUUUAAAAGAAGAUUUAUCACAUGCUGAGGGAGUACUAAGAUCAAUGAUUGGUAAAGCUAUUAUAAAUGGUCGUGAUAGUGUUAAAAAAGUACUGGAAAAAUUUAAUCAACAAGCUGAUAUGUCAAAUGAGAUUGAUAAUUAUUGUGGACCACUUAUUGAUAAUUUUAAAUGUGAUAAAGAAAUUUAUACAGCUGUUGAAGUUACAGCUGGUAAUAGGUUAUUUCAUCAUAUUAUUAAAACAGAUACAUUUGGUACAAAAAUACUCAAAGAAAUGAAUCAACAAAAAUUACCAGGUGAAGUUACAUUUAUGCCAUUAAAUCGUUUAUAUGUUAAACCAAUUCUUUAUCCAAAUGAUCCUGAUGCAAUACCAAUGAUAUCAAAAUUAAAUUAUGAUGAAAAAUAUGACAGAGCAAUGAGAUAUAUUUUUGGUAGAACAUUGAUAUGUCGUUCACUUGAAUUAGCAACAAAACUUGCACGUACAACUGGUCUUGAUUGUGUUACACUUGAAGGUGAUCAAGUAUCAUCAAAAGGUUCAUUAACUGGUGGUCAUUUUAAUACACAAAAAUCACGUCUUGAUUUACACACAUCAUCAUCAAUACUUGUCAAUGAAAUUAAUAAAACUGAACAACAAUUAUCAUGUGUUAGAAAUGAUAUUAAAAAAUUUAAUGAUGAAUUAAAUGUAAUUAUGAAUGACAUACAAAAACAUGAUAUUAAAAAAAGUAAAGCUAAAGGUAUAUAUGAAUUAUUAAAUACAGAAAUACGUAAUAUGAAAGAUGAUUUAAUGACAAUUAUAUCAACAAGAGAAUCAUACAAAAAUCGUCUCAUACAAAAUUCAUCAAAUUUAGAAAAUUUAAAUGAAACUAAAAAAGGAUUUGAAUCAGAAUUAUAUCAAGAAUUAAUAACACAAUUAUCAACACAAGAUCAGCAUCAAGUUGAUAAUUUAAAUGAUGAAAUACGUUCAUUAACAAUUACCAAUAAAAAUAUAUUUACAAAACGUAUGCAAUUUGAAGCUGAAAAAAAUAAAUUUGAUAAUUUAUUAAUUAAUAAUUUAUACAGACGUAAAGAUGAAUUAAUUGAAUCAUUAAAAGUAAUAUCAAUUGAAGAUCGUAAUUAUCGUUUAAAUAUAACAAAAACAUCAUUAUCUGAUAUUGAUAAUAAAUUAUUAAAAAUAAAUAAUGAUUUGAGUAUAUUAAACAAUAAAAUAACAAUUACCAAUGAAAAAUUAAAUAUUGAAAUUUCUAAUAUUGAUAAAUUCAAAAAUCAAGAAAAAGAUAUACAACAAAUAAUUGAUUCUGAUGCUAAACAACUUAAUAAAUUUACAUGUCAACAAAAUACAUUGGAAAAUAAUAUAUCUGAGUGUACUAAAAAGAUAACUGAUCUUGGUGCAUUACCAAGUUCUGGCGUAUAUGAAAAUUUAAUAAAUUUAUCAACAAAACAAUUGUUAAAAGAAAUUGAUAAUAUUAAUAAUCAAUUAAAAGAUUAUAAACAUGUUAAUAAAAAAGCAUUGGAUCAAUAUUUAUCAUUUACUGAUCAACGUCAAAUGUUUAUGAAACGUAAAGAAGAACUUGAUCGUGCUGAUAUUAAAAUUAAAGAAUUAAUGAAUGUACUUGAAAUGAGAAAAUUUGAAGCAAUGCAAUUUACAUUUAAACAAGUUAGUAAAUAUUUUUCUGAUGUUUUUAAAAAGCUCGUACCAAUUGGACAUGCUGAAUUAAUUAUUAAAAAACAUUAUAAACAUGAUGAUGAUUAUGAUGAUGAUGAUUAUGAUAAUGAAUCAAAUAAAUUGGCUGGUAUUGGUAUACGUGUUUCGUUUAAUGGAAAAGAUAAUGAAAUGCGUGAAAUAAAUCAUUUAUCUGGUGGCCAAAAAUCACUUGUUGCUCUUGCUUUAAUAUUUGCUAUUCAAAAAUGUGAUCCUGCACCAUUUUAUUUGUUUGAUGAAAUUGAUCAAGCACUUGAUCCAGAGCACAGAAAAACUGUUGCUAAUAUGAUACAUGAAUUGAGCUCUGAUGCACAAUUUAUCACAACGACAUUUAGACCAGAAAUGUUGGAGCAUGCUGAUAAAUUUUAUGGUGUUAUAUAUAGAAAUAAAGUUUCACAUGUUAUCUGUGUAACACGUGAAGAAGCUGAUAAUUUUAUUGAAGAUGAUACAACUCAAGAUUAA